Molecule: messenger RNA, 380 nt
Organism: Gryllus bimaculatus (two-spotted cricket)
Lineage: Eukaryota; Metazoa; Arthropoda; Insecta; Orthoptera; Gryllidae
Source: the annotation of a GenBank genome assembly
GCCAGCGUAAAACCAGCAUUAAGCUACCUGGAUGAAAUAACCAAAAGUACAGUGGUGUUUAAUACGGGUUAUAAAGGAAGAAGGAGAUCCUGAUGAACGUGGAGCGCAACGCCAGCGUGGACGAGGCGUCCUCCUACUUCGACAACAUGGCGUCGUACGUCGACGAACUCCGCAAGCUGCAGAUCGAGCUCAGAAGACGUAUCAGGCGCUACGUGGACCAGAGCGUGCACGAGGCAGGGCACAAGGAGGCGCAGGGCAUCGCCAUCUUGGUUCUGGUGCUGGCUGUCUCUCCCAUCAUCAUCAUCCUUGUUCGCAACGCCGUCGCCACCAUCCAACUGUACUCGGCCAACCUGGCGCUGAAGGCGCGCGAGCUGAAGAAG